Molecule: messenger RNA, 1722 nt
Organism: Amoebophrya sp. A120
Lineage: Eukaryota; Dinophyceae; Syndiniales; Amoebophryaceae
Source: the annotation of a GenBank genome assembly
GUGAUUGACCGUGUUGUAUACAUCAUCUCCUGGAUCUGUGUCUUGUAAACUCAUCUCUUGGAACACUACGAAGAUGCCGUAGCGACUUUGCUAAUGUACUUUUUUGUUUGUCACACUUUUCCUUUUGUUGUUGUUUGUAAAUAGAAGUAGCUUCAGAUUCAGUGCCAAUACCCAUAGUUUCAGCUAGGUUAAAACAGUAAUACAGUUUCCAUCAGGAUUAGUGCACGCAAAAGUAAAAGAGUAAGAGUCAUCAUCAUACAUGAAUGAAUGUUAAGAAAGUUAAAGUGAAAUGCACACAGUCUGAGUUUAUUGAUCAUGGUUAAUAGUUUUCAAAGUUUCAGAACGCCUUGCCUUUGCGUGGUGGACAGAAAUCUGUACGACGAAGGAAUCUUUUUUUGCGGUUCAAUGCAGCAGAGUGUUGCAGCAGCUGGACGAAUGAAUCCAAGCGCUACGAUGUGUGUCAGCCGCAGCCCGGAACGGUUUUGAAAGCUGCACGAUGAACUCGUUAUCGAGUUUUGAUGGAGAGUGAGUUGUUGCUCGAGACAGUUUUGCUUGAUUAUGCUGCAGCUUGAGCGCUAGCUACGCAUAGAGGGUGCACGAGGGCAGAUGACUUGAAAAAUUUGUUGAUGAGAGGUUGUUGUUUGAUUCUCCCCUUAGUAUGUACGCAGACCAUCAUGGCGCCAUCGAUACGGCCUCACUGUGCAACAACUGCCGCUGCAUUCUGGCCUCGGAAGUCGUGCUACGGGACGCGUUUGUUCUUCCACGGGAAGAUGCUAGUAUCACUUCUGCUCUAUCUUCACGGUCUAGGUGCGCCAGCCGCCGCAGGAACAACCGACGCACUGAGCACCGUGUUCUCCGCCGGAGAUGAGACGCACGACAGCGCCGCGCUGACGGCAGAGCUCCUGCGGGACACGGAGGUGUUACGGUAUGCCAUGCCGGACGUGAAAGUUCUGGAGAACGGGUGCUCGGUUUCGCAGUACGAGACGGUCCAGUGCGACUGCUGUUUGCGACAUUUCACGCACUACCGACAGCUGGAGACCUACGCUCAUGACGGCAGGUUGCGGUGCCGCGAGUACAUCGACGUGCGGGCGGACGUUCCGCCCGAGUGCCAAGUGGACACACCGGUGACCCCGGCGUCCCAGAAUGCCGUCCUGAAAGCCUUGCUGCAGCAGCGCGCGGCGCGGCUCAGCGACAACGCCGACGAGGGGAUGGUUCAGGAGAAGGAGCAAGCCUUCAAAGAGGCGCUGGACAAGUAUGUGGUGGACGUGCUGAGCUUCGGCCCGGAGCCCGGGAGAUCGAAGCACAUUUGGCCGCGGAUCCGGUGUGACGACGGUCGGUUAGUUUGCGAGUGUCCGGACGAGUUGGGCAGUGCGGUGGAUGACGCGCUCAAAGACGACCAGAAGCGGUGCACAGAAGAGGCGCAGCGCUGCGUGCCGUACACAGAGGACCAAAUCAAAAACCCGUUCUCGAACUUCCGCCUGCACGAACUCCCCACCUACGAAACCUUCGCCACCCGGUACCACAACGCGCGGCUGUGGACGGCGCCAGACACUGGCCUCCCGAAGGACGACUUGCUUGCGCAGCAGCAGAAAACACUGCCGCACUGCCGAGAUACAGAUACUAGCACAAGUACUGGUGCAGGGGACAAGCAAGCGGUCGUUACCUCCUCCCCGGCUUCGUCUCCAUCACUUCCACCCGGAAACGCUGCACCGCCGGUGGUAA